UAGUGAUAGAAAAUAGUGGAUUACCCCAAAUAAUUUUCCAUAAUUUAUUCUUUGUUCAAGUCCUAAAGCCCUAAUUUUCCUUCACUUAAAUGUAAAUCUUCUUCGUCUUUUGUUACAAUUGUUGGUUUUGUUGCACAUGGAGAUGCCCAAAGCCGAACUAUCAACACCCUCAUCGUCAUCAUCAUCAUCAUCAUCAUCAGCAUCACUCCAAAAUACAAAAGAAGAUGAAACCCUAAAAACCGUUCCCUUUCCAUCCGCUGGUGAUAGAGCUCCGAAUCAUGAAGAUGAUCUUCGGUCUUUUCUCCUGCCGGAGGCCCACCAUCUUCCUGUCACACCUCCUUCUGCCAUUGAAGCCAAUUUCACUUGUUACUUUGCACUAGAUUUUCUGAAACCCGGGCACGAUCAAUAUAUCUACCGCCACGCAAACGGGUUGUGUGUGAUUGGUUUGGCUCCAACUCAUGUGGCAUUGAAGGAGGAAGGUGGAGUGGUGAGAGUGGAUUUCAAUGUAGGGAAGUCUGACCGGAGUGAAAUGAAGGUUACUGGGAAGCGUAAAAGGAAUGCAAAACAUUUUGAGUCCAACACUGCAUUGUGCAAGGUUUUUACAAAUGGUAAUUUCUUUUUGGCGAGAUGCUGCGUUAAAGGAUCUCUCUUGGAAGUGAAUGAUAGGUUGAUUAAGCAGCCAGAUCUGCUUAACACUUCAGGAUAUAAUCGCUGCUGAAGCGGAGGCCUUUCAUUGUGCGAUCUCUCAAGUCAGAAGGAUGAACCUGCUGGGGAACACCAUCAAUACGGACUGUACAAACCUAGUGGAUGUCGUUAAAUAUGCUGAUCCUGCUAUCCUUUGGAGGUAUUACCGAGCUAUUCACAGUUUUUUGGAGACAAGGGCUAUUUCUGCUGGUUUGAUGGUUGAAGCUAUCCCAGGGGACGACAAUUACUUGGCUGAUGGGCUUGCUGCACACGAGUGUGAGUGUCAUGAGCUGGCUGUAUUUCACAGAGGACUAGAUUUACCACAAUGGAUCAUGGAGCAGAGCAGAUUAGCAGGAUUCACUUUUUAGUUUCUUGAUAUUAGAUGUAAUGUGUUCACAGCUUGUUACAUGGCUGGAGUCUUUAAACCUUUGGUGCUUUGUACAUUGUAUUUCCAGCUACUUGGCUCAUUUAACAAGAAAAAAUUAUA
Molecule: messenger RNA, 1171 nt
Organism: Dioscorea cayenensis subsp. rotundata (Guinea yam)
Lineage: Eukaryota; Viridiplantae; Streptophyta; Magnoliopsida; Dioscoreales; Dioscoreaceae
Product: protein Abitram
Exons: 6
Coding region: 137-718 (193 amino acids)
Cellular component (GO): nucleus
Source: RefSeq, a predicted model, not a curated record